This is a messenger RNA of Microplitis mediator, 555 nucleotides long. RefSeq lists its product as uncharacterized. The transcript is spliced from 4 exons. The coding region runs from base 61 to 498 and encodes 145 amino acids. The record is from RefSeq and is a predicted model, not a curated record. Gene Ontology annotation, molecular function: odorant binding. NCBI's taxonomy places the organism in Eukaryota, Metazoa, Arthropoda, Insecta, Hymenoptera, Braconidae.
CUAUUUGCUUACCUCGUAAGCAUCGAAAGUUCUUAAACAAAAAAUUUUAAAUAAUUUACAAUGGAAUCAACAAUGUAUUUGUUUUUAAUUAUCGGCUUUGUACAACUUGUAUCAGCUAGAACUGCAAAUAUCACCGAACCGGCGACCCCGACUUCACAACCCCAUCCGAGCGUUGUGUGCCCAGAGUUACCGAGUUAUGUUCCAUUGUUACAUUUAUUUCUAGCUCCCAGAAGACAGUCGGAGAAUCUGGCGGACCUGUGUAUGCCAUCUAUUUUGAAAAGAUUUAAAGUGAUCAAUGAUGACAACUCAAUCAAUGUCGACGCGUAUAAAAAAGUGAUCUCUGAAUCACCUGAUAUAGUGGAAUCCUUCAGCCCUGCAGAUUUGGAAAAACAAGUAGAUUUUAUGCGAGAAUGCUCCUCACUAAAGGGUGCUGAUGAAUUUGAAACAUACAAGUUGUUGUGGAGCUGUCUUGGAUCGAAAGUAGCAAACUUUAUGUAGAUAUCAUUAUUAAUUAAUGAUUUAAAAUACUUUUUUUGUACUCUUGUGUACUCUGAG